This is a messenger RNA of Pelagomonas calceolata, 978 nucleotides long. Lineage: Eukaryota; Pelagophyceae; Pelagomonadales; Pelagomonadaceae. The record is from the annotation of a GenBank genome assembly.
AUGGCCGCCCCCCAACAAAGGGAACGAUGGGCCUUGGGCGCCGCCGCGGCGGCUGCCUACCUCUACCUCUACGCCAAAAAACGGCAGCAACGCAUCGAACGCGCAGCAUUAGCCAUGUGUGCGCACCCGACGGGCUCCGAUGGAUGGACCGCCGGGCGCCAGUUACUCUCGACCCUAUUGCGGCAAGGCAACACCUACGCGACCUGGUCCCUGGCUUUGCGGUCAAAACGCUUCGAGAGCCUGUUUUACGACGGAUCCAUAGCUAGAGCGACGGUGACGCCCGCGGACCUCGGUGUGACACAAAGGACGUCCCUGAAGCAGCUCAAACGCUUGGAUCUAGGGGGGCGGGACCAGCGCCAGAUGAUGGAGCGGUUGGACGCCAACGACCGUGCCGGCGCCGAAAGUUUAUUUCCGGACGGCACCCAUUCUCAUGUGUUAACUGGUGGCACGCUCGAGAUGAGACUGGAAAGGAGACGGAGAUUGUCAGAGGCCUUUCCCCACCGACGUUUUGUGGUUGUUCAUCCCGAGGUCGAGGGGCGGUGUACGCUGCUCUCUGUCGAAGGGGAGCUACAACGGUUGCUGUCGCCUCGUGUGACCCACGUGCUAUUGGUUGCCAAGGGUAGCACCGAUCUACAUUUGGCCUGGCUCGAUGCACAGGGUGCUGCGAGCGCACCGGGGUGUUCGACCUCGGCCGUGCACUGCGUCCGCAAGGGCGCGCCGUCGUCGGCGAAGGAGCUCUUCCGAUCUUACCUAGCAAAGCCGGCGAAUUCAGCGCUGCUCGAUUCUCUGCAGAACGGAAGGGGCGCCGUCGUUUUUGCCGGAGCGUCGAUCUUCGCGAUCGGCCGCGACAAGGCCGCGCGGGGCAACUACUUCCGGCCCUUGGCUGCGUCGGACUUCGAGGGGUGUAGCGCGGCGGAGUUCGAGAGGUACGUGGCCCAAGCGUACGACGCGGCGUGCUUCGUCGGGUCGCGGGCGUGA